UCCGUACGCACGCACGCUCGCAGCGUUAGCUCGCGCAUUGCACAGCAGUGGUGUAAAUACUGAACGAUUAAAUGUGAUACUUGAUCAAAUUUCGUUUGUAUUAGGUUAUUAUAUAUUAUCACAAUUUUGUAGAUGUGCAUUAAGUAUGGGCCCAAUUCUUUAAAAUCUAAUUUUAGGUGUAGUUUAUGCUGUGUAGGCAUGCAGUCAUGUGCCCUCUAGUCCACUGCUAUUAGUUUGGUUUUAUACUUAGUCUCGCUAAUUAGCUUUAACCUUAAACCACUCCAUAUGCACAGAUUUCAUGAAUUCGAUCUGUUAUGUAGUUAUGUUAAGAGUAUAAAACUUUCAGCAUGUCGAAAAGGAAAGUGACAUUUGAGGAUGGAGAUGGGGAGAUUACUUUGGAUGAUGUUCCGAAGAAGAAGAUUGUUGAUGGUGUGAGUGGCCCAGGAUCCAGAUUUAAGGAGAAACACACUUUGGACAGUGAUGAGGAAGAUGAAGGAGAGGAUAGAGAAAAUGGCAACAAAUAUAACAUCCUUGCCAGUGACGAUGUGGAAGGUCAGGAAAUGGCAACCAUUGACUAUGACGAGGGUAUACGCAUCACCCCUUUUAAUCUCACCGAGGAAAUGCAGGAGGGACACUUUGAUUCAGAGGGAAACUAUUUUGUCAACAAAGAGGAAGAUAUCAGAGACAACUGGCUGGACAAUAUCGACUGGGUGAAGAUAAAAGAGCAGCCCGUGAAAAAGAAGAAAGGCCUUGCAGCUAAGCGGAAGAGAAGAAUUGGUGAUGAAGACGAGGCAGAAGAGGAAAUAAAACGUGAGGAGCAGCAGAAAGACAGUGAGGAAGAUGAGGAGGAAGAAGAGGAGAAAGGACCUGCAGAAGACCCUCUGGCUACAUACAGCCAUCAUCAGCUCGCAGAAGCCGUCAUUGAGCUGAUGCUGCCUGGAGAGACAGUGGCUGCCGCUCUGAGAAGACUUGGCGGUCUCGGAGGACACAAGAAGAAAGGCAGACUGAGAGAAGGAGAGGAGGAGAAAAAAGAGACUUCGAACAAAGACGCUGAUAAACUGGACAAACUGACAGCACUGGCAGAUAGACUGGUGGGGAUUGGAGAAUUUGAAAUUUAUCAGCAGACUUACGAAAAACUGGCCUACAAGUUGAAGGGGAUGACUCGAGGAAAGGCAGCCAAAAUACUAGCGGAUGAUGAAGAGGAAAAAGAUGAGCUAGACAUGUUCGGUGAGGAGUUUGAUGAGAAGCAAGUUGCAGAAAAGGAUGAGGAUAAAGACAACAGCAGAGUCAGUGAUGAGGUCAUGUGGGAGUACAAAUGGGAAAACGAGGAAAACUCUGAGCUCUAUGGGCCCUUCAGCAGCAAACAGAUGCAGGAGUGGGUGGAUGAAGGCUACUUCAAGGAUGGAGUAUAUUGUAGGAGGAUUGACCAGGAAGGAGCCCCCUUCUACAACUCAAAGAGAAUAGACUUUGAACUUUAUACAUGAUCUGUUGAUUUUACUGAUUUUAUUUGAUUUCUUCCGUCCAUCUGAAAUGGCUUCUCUGAAUAAUUGUUUACUUUUCAAUAAUUGUCUUUUGUCUUAUAUAUGCACAUGCACUAGGAUGUGCACCUGUGUUUGAUACAUGAUGUGUUUUAAAAUAAAGACUUUAUGGCUGGAUCCAACCUGGUGUGCUGGCUAAUGUUACAACUAUUCUGACUCAUGCACGUUUACUGGAUACACAGUUUUAAAGAGUGCUGCUAUUUUGCUACACGCAAGAUUCAAUAUUCAAACCGCGGGGCUGUACAUAAACCAAUGAAAGCUUUAAAAGUUCACACGGGUAGAAAGACGGCUGUUCGCGGCCUCGCUAUUGGUUGCAUUUCUCCCUCCCGAAGCACAAUUGGUCAGUACGCUGGCGUUGAACAGUUCUAAUUGGCUGAAAUCUUAGCCUUUACCCGAGGGGCGGGACAUUCUCAUACUCUGCGGGCUUCUGAUUGGCUCUUCGUCAGACCGGGAACACGCUCGCACCGAAUGAGAUCAUAGGUCUGAAGAGUCGGUGCAAUGGUGAAGCUCGGGCGCAGUCCGGCGUGGAAAUGUCACACAAACAACGCCUAAAGAAGAUGCUUUCACAGCCUCACCGCACGUUUCCCCUCAGACGGUUUUAG
Molecule: messenger RNA, 2140 nt
Organism: Cyprinus carpio (common carp)
Lineage: Eukaryota; Metazoa; Chordata; Actinopteri; Cypriniformes; Cyprinidae
Product: CD2 antigen cytoplasmic tail-binding protein 2-like
Cellular component (GO): U5 snRNP
Molecular function (GO): protein binding
Source: RefSeq, a predicted model, not a curated record